CGACUAUCGUUCAAGAUCGAUGUCACGUGCAAACAAACGGUCUGGCUAGCAUCUACGCUUUAGAUCAUCGAGCUGCGUCAGGUGUGGAUAAAUCAGCAGAAUAUGAUUCGCUGCGGAACUCUGAUUAGAUUUGGCCAGCAGAAGCAAGUGCAGCAUAGCGCCGUUUGCUUGCCAUUCAUGUCAUCGUUACAGACGUUCAGGGUCCAAACUGCACUGUCAGAAUGCGGGGGAGGGCUAGACCCUCACUGAUUGGUACGAUCAUGUAUCGUCUGCGUAAUGGUCAUGCCACAUGCGAUCGUGUGCUCGACAGUAUGGAACUGAGGGGUAUUUAUCAGCGGUUUGCAUUCCCGUUUUCAAAUAACCAAUACCUGCAAAUUACUCUCAAUUACUACAUCCAAGUUCAAUUUCAACUCUACAUACGAUUUCUAUUCAUAUCAAAUAUCAAAGAUGUCUUCUCCAAUCAACAAGGUUUUUGGCAAUGAUGCUACCCCAGCCAUGCCUGAAGCUCCAAAGCAAAACAACGACCGCCGAGUGUCUGAUGCCUCCGUGGGAUCCGAGUCGUUCUUCGAUGGUCGCCGAAGGUCUUCAGCAACCCAGCGAUUUGCAAACUUAGAGGCUCUCAAGCGUCGUCAGGAUGAGGAGAGCCUGGCCCGGAGACAGUCCUUCCAUGAUGCAUACGGAAAGCCGGGUCUAAUCGGUACUUGGUGGAACAACUUCACUCGUGGACCUCUUCAACCCACUACCCAGUCGCAGCAAUCGAAGGGCGGGUCAUCAUAAGUUCUUAUUAUUUCAAGUACGUGACAUGGUAAUGAGAUGAGAUGAAAGUUUAUGAAGCAAGAAGCCAGAAGGCAAAUAUGGUUUACUCACCAGGUCGAAGACUAAAAAUGAAGGCAC
Molecule: messenger RNA, 894 nt
Organism: Bipolaris sorokiniana ND90Pr
Lineage: Eukaryota; Fungi; Ascomycota; Dothideomycetes; Pleosporales; Pleosporaceae
Exons: 3
Coding region: 448-777 (109 amino acids)
Source: RefSeq, a predicted model, not a curated record